GUUUGUUUGUUUGAAAAUAUUCGACUGUAAUAUUUUCAGAUUAUUCAAAUAAAUGAGUGUAAAAUUUGAAAAUUUCUUAGUAAUAUUUAGGUGUGUUAUAUUAAAUAACAACGAGAGAGAUUAAACGGGCAUAUUAAACAACUGUUCCAGAGUGAAAACUUCGAAUGUGAAUCGUUUUUCAACUUUGAAAGAGUUCCUUUAUUUGCUUAAAAACAGAAUAAUGCAUCGAAAUCUGCCUCAGAAUAAAGAAGCGUUGUUGAAAUCAUAUACAACACGCCUAAAGGAGGAUGUAAAAAGUAUGCUGGAAAAUUUUGAAGAAAUUAUUAAACUUGCAAAAGGGGAAAAUGAUUCGCAGCUAAAUAGAAUGACACAAAUUGAACAAGAUACUUUUGAAAUGCAAGUUCGAGCAGCAAAUAUUGUGAGAGCAGGGGAGUCUUUAAUGAAAUUGGUAUCAGAUAUCAAGCAGUAUUUAAUAUUGAAUGAUUUUCCAUCUGUCAAUGAAGCUAUUACACAGAAUUCAAAACUGUUUCGCACUAAGCAGCAAGAAUGUGACCAAAAGUUAAUGUCUCUUCGUGAUGAUAUAGCAGCCGACCUUUAUGACCUAGAAGAUGAAUAUUUUACUAGCAUAUAUAAGUAAACAUUUUUGUUAUGUAAAUAUGUGUUAUAAUAAUAGAAGGAUUGUUUAGGAUUGCUAUUAUUACGAGUAUGUAUCUACUAUAAUGUCCAAUAGCUUGUAAUGAUGAUGAUGUGUUCUUUUCUUCUCUCUUGAAAUAAAAUUUUAUUCACUCCAUCAAUGUAAUACUGCACCACGAAAUUAAUCAAUUGUAGUUGUCCUCAGCAUAUUAGCUUUAAAGAUAUGUAAUUAUGUUCUUGAAUGAAACUUCAACAACUAUACAGUGUGAAUUUUCCAUAACUCUAGGGUUAUAUUCUUUCAAGAAAACUAUUUAAAAUGUGUUCUAAAAUGGAUAUUUUUGGAGUAAAUAAUAUUCCUUUUGUAAAUAAUCUUAUAUUUUGUCCAUUUUACUGCAUCCUUAUAUUUUACAGAAGUUGAGACAAUAUGGUGAUUCUGUAAACAGUAUAUAAAUUACUAGCUGACGCCCCGCAGUUCUAACUGCAUGGUUCAGUUCCUGUAAGAAUACAGGGAUAAAAUAUAGUCCAUGCCAUUGACAAAUAACAUAGCUUUCUAGUGGUACCCCAUACAAUAACACUAACUUCUCUUUUGUAAUUUUAUAGUACAGAUAAAUGGACCACUGAUUAGCGUGCAUUGUCAGUCAAACGCGAUUUGAAGUUUUAUUCAAAUUACAACUCGCUAGGAUACUUUAAGGAAGUAUGCUGCAUUCUAAAUUUCCUUUUUUAACUAUUGACUUGAAAAAAAAUUAAAAGCUGUCUGGCUGGGUUAUUGCUUUUAAUGGAAAAACUUUAUGAACCAAAAUAUAUUAAAAUCUCCAUUAAUGUACAGUUCUUUUUAUUAGUAGUAACUGGGAGUCAUCAACACCCAGAGAGGCACAUGUUUUAACAUAUUAUGUUUUAUUUGAAUAUUUUAAAACUAUCCUUAAAAUAAUUUCAAAUGGUUUACUUCAGUCACUGGUUGUUGGGUCUUAGUAACAUGAUGCACCUAGAGUCCAUUCAUAAUAUGUCAUUCUCUUUUUGAGAGAACAGGAUGGAUGAAGGAUGAUACACUCUAUUAUGAAUAGAUUAUUUAGAGGAAGGUUUCAAUAUACUUUUAUUUUAGAUGUAAAUUUGUUGAAAUAUGACAAAUUGAGUGUCUGGAAUUUUCAUUGAAAACACUUCCUAGUCCCUUUGAGAUAUAACAAAACAAUGCAUGGUGACGGUGAGAGGUUAGAAGCUUUUCUAUAAGGGUUCCAACACAGGCGAAGUUAUGGGUGUAUGCUAGUUUAUUUAUAAUUUUUGAAUAGAUUUCAAAUUAACUAGACAGAUAUUGUAAUUAACAAGUUUGUUAAUAUAGUUUUACAAGUAGCUUAAUUAUGUUAAUGUAGUAACAGUCAACAAAUAAAACAAAUUGCAAUUA
Bicyclus anynana (squinting bush brown) is the source of this 2029-nucleotide messenger RNA. It is a transcript of the gene MED22, whose product is annotated as mediator of RNA polymerase II transcription subunit 22. Lineage: Eukaryota; Metazoa; Arthropoda; Insecta; Lepidoptera; Nymphalidae. The coding region runs from base 221 to 637 and encodes 138 amino acids. Gene Ontology annotation, cellular component: mediator complex. The transcript is spliced from 3 exons. Gene Ontology annotation, biological process: regulation of transcription by RNA polymerase II. Gene Ontology annotation, molecular function: transcription coregulator activity. The record is from RefSeq and is a predicted model, not a curated record.